CCGAACACACCGUUCUCUUUGUCUUCACCAGCUACACCGCUGUACGACUCAACCGAAUCAAUCUCAACCUCCGCUUCGGCGCUGCUUCCUUUACCGGUGUUCACGCUUCCACUUCGACCGGUCUGAAAUCGACUUCGAUUUCCAAACAGGUAAGUCACUCUUUCGAUUCUUCUUCACCGAUGAAUCUGAUUGACUUUAGUCCCCCUUUUUUAAAUCUGAGCUUCCAAAAACUCUGAUUAACCUCCCAUCUUUCUUCUUUGCUGUAUGUGAGCAUCUCCCUGAAGAAAUAUGAGAACACAACAUACUAUCAUGUCGCAUCGGGUAAGAUUCUUAUUACCAGAACCGCAUUUCUUCUUUUUCAAAUUCUUUUACCAGAAUAGUCAUAAGAGAAUCCCUCGUUGGUUGCCUUUUGAGAAACUAACACUGUUUCCCUUUUGUGUUUCCGCGAGAUGAUCCAACCAACACGACCACCUCACGGCGCACCUCUGCUCGAUCAAGUGGUGACCUGUAGACGAUCGAGACACCUCUCAAACGCCUUGCCAGUCAAUGGCUUGGUUUCAGAAGCUGAUUCAUCGACUUCCUUUCCUUUAACUGGUGUUGGGCUCUCACCUCUCAGCAGAUGCAAGAGAAACCUUUCCGAGAUAGAUAAGAAUCUUCCAACAGUCAGUCAAAUAAUUUCUGUCACCCAACCUUGUCCUAGAACCUUUGACACCUGAUCACAACGCACCUGAUUACUCGACCGUAAUCUACCUUGCGUCUGAGUCCUGACGCUCUGAUACCACUUGUAAAGAUUUUUGUGUGAUCUUUAUAAGUCCCAGUUAUGAUCUAGAUUCAAAUUUAGGUUGAUCUUCUACUUAGUUUGUUUGCAGAAUUUAUGAACUAAGAGACACACGGAUUUGUUGAUCCAGUUCCCGUUAGCUCUAACCAGCACGACAAGAGUAAGACUUUAUACCAAGCUUUACCUGAACCAAACCUCCUUUGGUUCACGCAAAAGAAGACCCGAAGCUUCACCACCCAGGUCUACUCGUAGAGAUCCCUCGUGUUUACGACUAUAUAACCGAGGUUCUCGAGGCCUCAAACUUAACAUUUCCUUUCAAAGGCCCUUCUUUCGGGGGCCUCGACAUGUUGAUCACCGUUGAUCCGGCUAAUAUUCAUCACAUCAUGAGCUCAAACUUUGCAAAUUACCCGAAAGGAUCCGAGUUCAAGAAGAUAUUCGAUGUUUUGGGAGAUGGGAUUUUCAACGCGGAUUCUGAUUUAUGGAAGGAUCUGAGGAAAUCAGCUCAAAGCAUGAUGAGUCAUCAGGAGUUUCAAAGGUUUACACUAAGAACAAGCAUGAGUAAGCUAGAGAAAGGACUUGUCCCACUUCUUGAUCACGUUGCUGAGAAGAAACUAGUCGUUGACUUACAAGAUGUGUUCCAAAGAUUCACAUUCGACACUACGUUUGUUUUAGCGACGGGGAUAGAUCCAGGUUGUCUCUCCAUUGAAAUGCCGGAAAUCGAGUUUGCUAGAGCUUUAGACGAAGCAGAGGAAGCGCUUUUCUUCAGGCAUGUCAAGCCCGAGAUGGUUUGGAAGAUGCAAAGAUUGAUUGGAUUUGGAGAUGAGUUGAAGAUGAAAAGAGCUCACUCUACUUUCGAUCGAGUUUGCUCUAAGUGCAUAGCUUCUAAGAGAGAUGAAGUAAGCCGUGGCCUUAUUAACAUCGACUCUUCUUCUAAAGAUUUGUUGAUGUCUUACAUGGAUGUGGAUACCACCAAGUACAAGUUGUUGAAUCCGAGUGAUGAAAAAUUCCUCAGAGACAUGAUUUUAAGCUUCAUGAUAGCUGGUAGAGACACCACGGGCUCUGCUCUCACUUGGUUCUUCUGGCUUCUUUCAAAGAACCCACAAGCAACGGCCAAGAUUCGUCAAGAAAUCAACACAAAGCUAUCUCCAAGAACCAAUGAUGGUUCUGAAAUUGAUUCAUUCAAUCACCAAGAGUUAAGCAAGUUGGUAUAUUUGCAUGGCGCGUUGUAUGAAGCCCUCAGGCUAUAUCCACCAGUUCCUUUUCAGCACAAGUCUCCAACAAAACCGGACGUUCUUCCAAGCGGACACAGAGUCGAUGCGAGUUCGAAGAUUGUGUUCUGUCUUUACUCAUUAGGGAGAAUGAAAACGGUUUGGGGAGAAGAUGCAGCGGAAUUUAAACCGGAGAGAUGGAUUUCAGAGAGUGGAAGGUCGAUACAUGUGCCAUCUUUUAAGUUCUUAUCAUUUAACGCCGGUCCAAGGACUUGUUUAGGGAAAGAUGUGGCUAUGACGCAGAUGAAGACAGUGGCCGUGAAAAUCAUACAAAACUAUGAGAUAAAGGUCGUUGAAGGGCACAAGAUUGAGCCAGUUCCUUCUGUUAUACUUCACAUGAAGCAGGGUCUUAAAGUCAUGGUCACUAAGAGAUGUAAUUUAGACUGAAUGUUAUGCAAAAAUUUAUAAAUAUAAGCUUGGAAAUAAUGAUUAGAACUUGUGACAAAAGAAAAAAAAAUAGAACUCGUGACAACUAUUGUGACACGUUAUCAGAAGAAGUAUUGUGAGAUAUUCUGUUACAAAAAAAAAGUAU
This is a messenger RNA of Eutrema salsugineum, 2578 nucleotides long. RefSeq names its product alkane hydroxylase MAH1. The record is from RefSeq and is a predicted model, not a curated record. The transcript is spliced from 5 exons. The coding region runs from base 1123 to 2433 and encodes 436 amino acids. Lineage: Eukaryota; Viridiplantae; Streptophyta; Magnoliopsida; Brassicales; Brassicaceae. Gene Ontology annotation, molecular function: iron ion binding; monooxygenase activity; heme binding.